AUGCAAGAAAAUACGUUAAGAUGGCGAUCGCGUGCACCAAGUCCCGACACACCCCAAAGCGUUGGUUACAUAGAAGACUAUGGCGAUGACAGUGGAUCGGUCAAGUCUACGGUUCAAACCUUACAGUUCUUGUGGGCUUUCAAGCACUAUUUUUCCAUCAACUGCUUUGUAAUAAUCACUAUCAUCAUAUGUACAACUACGGUCCAAAUGAGCAUGGAGCUGACCGCUCAAACGGCCUCGGCCUUGACCAUCCUAGUCUGUUUCAUCCUCCUGAUUCAACGGCGAACCGCCAAGAAACUUGGUACACUCCGACAUCAGCACAAUGAAAUACGGCGAAAGAUACACUACUUUCGACAGGAAAAUGAGCGAUUACACAGAAACUCGGAUCGGUUGGAUGAAACAGUUGCCAACCUUCAACACAUACCAAAAAUGUUACACGAAAUCUCUAAGAACAAAAAUGUGGAUCAACUGGUAUCUGUCAUUAAGCGACACAAAUUGAUUCAAGAACAGAUUCGACAAAAGGUGAAUGAGAAAAUCAUUCAAAACAUAAUGACAAUUGUGGUCGGGGCCGAUCGAGAUAGCAAUUGGAGUCUGAAACCCGAGGAAGUGGAUCGACUGGUACAACGAUUAUCGCAUGUGGAAGAAAUUACGUUGAAUGAAAGGCGGUUCCGGGAAAUGAUUGGUCCCAAGCCACAUAUUGGAUCGGUCAUGAGAGUGAUUCGAAGUCUGCUGGAAAGAGAUGACGAGUAUGCACUUGCCAGUCCGUGUUUCAAAAUGAAAGGAGGAGAGAAAGGUGGAGCGGGUGAGACAGUAUUUACUGUGUAG
Molecule: messenger RNA, 825 nt
Organism: Cylindrotheca closterium
Lineage: Eukaryota; Bacillariophyta; Bacillariophyceae; Bacillariales; Bacillariaceae
Source: the annotation of a GenBank genome assembly